Messenger RNA from Acanthocheilonema viteae, 1587 nucleotides. NCBI's taxonomy places the organism in Eukaryota, Metazoa, Nematoda, Chromadorea, Rhabditida, Onchocercidae. The record is from the annotation of a GenBank genome assembly.
AUGGGUUCAAUUUCAAUUUUAAUUAAUGAAGAGGAAUCGAUAGAAGUAGAUUUAAGACAGCUUAUUUAUAAUAAUGAUGAAAAUGGUAUUCGAAUGAUAUUUGAUCGACAUGUACCAUAUAUUUCAUUUCCGGAAAAUACAACACCAUUAAUGUAUGCUGUACUUUUAGCCGAUAUCAGUAUUGUAAAAAUUAUUCGAGAAUCAAACGUUAGCGAUAUUAAUACUGCUGAAAAUGUUUCCGGACUUACAGCUCUCAUGUUUGCUGCUAUUAUUGGCAAUUAUGAAGUUAUGGAAUAUUUGAUAAAUUUUGGUGCUGAUAUUUCGCUAAUAUCCGUUGAUGGUUUUACAGCUAUCGAUUAUGCAUUUGCUAUUGGUAAUAUAAAUGCUGAUUUACUUUGUUUACUGCAACAACGAAUUGGACAUAGUAUUACUGCAUCAUCACAACGUACCACCACUGAUAGUCAUCAAUAUCAACACUUAACUCGUGUCAUUUAUAAUAGUAAGGCAAAAAUUCUAAACAAACUAUCCGGCCAUGUUGGUUUUGGUAGUAAUAUCGGAAAUAAUUUGGAUAGCAAGGAAAAAUUAAACUUUAGUAGAGCGCAUUUAUCUAAGCUUGUGCAAAUUCAUCAACAUGAUGAUGAAGAAUUCAGUUUGGCUAAUGAUAUUUUGAAAUCGAUCGGAAAUGAAAAAACUGGAAAAUGCGAUCAUUUACAUCGUUACAUUGAAGCUGCUAGAUUUAUUGCUGAAAAUUGUGCUAAUCAGGGAAUUCUUAAUUUACCGGUAAUAUUUACUCUAAAUAAACAUGACUUAGAAAAGAGUAAUUCGAUUAAAUACGGACUAUCAUUGGAUAAUUCGAUUUCUACCGGUAAAACAAUCAAUCAUAAGCGUCGAAAUUUUUUAUCAAUUGCUCAAUGGAAUGCAUAUUUAUAUUAUGAAUGUCCGAAUAGAAAUUCUGGCAGAGAAUUUUUAAAUGUUAGCAAAAUGCGACAUCAAUAUGAUGAUAAUGAUAGCAGAGAAAUUAGCUCUUCAACAUCAGCUUCAGAUCAUUCAACUUCAAUGCUUUCACGUCAUUGUGCAUCAUUGGGACGUUGUUCAACGCAUACAUUGGGUACCAUUCCACGAUUUCGUAAUCAAUCACGUGAAACAAUUAAGUGUAAUAAUAUGGAUGAUGGUGAAGAUGAUGACCGUAAUUCACCAUCACGUUCAUCACUAAACCAAUAUAUUUUUUCAGAUAAAGACGGAGAACGUUUAAAAAAAAGUGCUUCAACGCCAACGCUUGAUACGCUUGUUUGGCGGUGUUCUUUGAAUGAUAGGACGAGACGUAAGUUAAGCAAUAUAUCAACAAUAAAAGCUGCUACCUAUGAUAAUGCAUAUCAUGAGCGAAGAAGACAGAAAGUUACCGAAGAUUUGAUAUGGGAAAAGCUAAAUGAAGCAGGUCUUGGUAAAUAUGUUAAUUUGCUAAAAGAUGAAGAAGUUGAUAAAGGAACAUUCUUGGCAUUAACAAACAAUGAUCUCAUCGAUAUUGGUAUCACCGAUGUAUCACACCGAAAUGCUCUCCUAAAAAUUGCUAAAAGUUUAAGAUAUUAA